AUGACUCGGUGCCCGCUGUCCUGCCAGAUGACCCGGUGCCCGCUGUCGAGCUUGGUGACUCGGUGCCCGCUGUCGUGCCAGCUGACUCGGUGCCCGCUGUCGUGCCUGGUGACUCGGUGCCCGCUGUCGUGCCAGGUGACUCGGUGCCCGCUGUCGAGCCUGGUGACUCGGUGCCCGCUGUCGAGCCUGGUGACUCGGUGCCCGCUGUCGAGCCUGGUGACUCGGUGCCCGCUGUCGAGCCUGGUGACUCGGUGCCCGCUGUCGAGCCUGGUGACUCGGUGCCCGCUGUCGUGCCAGGUG
Molecule: messenger RNA, 300 nt
Organism: Staurois parvus
Lineage: Eukaryota; Metazoa; Chordata; Amphibia; Anura; Ranidae
Source: the annotation of a GenBank genome assembly